AAGUGGUUCUCUCGAUCAAUUUACAGGAAGGAAUUAAAAAGAAUAUAUAUGAUGUAGAAGUUAAUGAAUAAUGGAUGAUUGAAAAUGGAAAACUAAACAAGGUGUUUUUAGUCAUUUCAACAUAACCCAGUGUUGGCUUUUGUGAUAAAAACAAAUUUAAUUUCUGUGUAUUGUCAUACAAACAAGGGAAGGGUGUGGAUGUGAAUUAAGAUUGUAACAUAAAAUCAGAUUCAGUUGUUAAUUGUAUGGGGAGACGGUCGGCAUAAUGGGGUACCAAAUAAAGACGCGCCAACUCAUCCACAACACCCUCCUCGCAUGUCCUCUUGUGUAAUUAGACAGUGUGUCAUUUUGUGUACAAAUUGGUGCUCUACCUUUUACGUGUUUCACUCAAGAUGGAGACACAAGAAGAGAAUAUCCACCACCUGUUAAGGAGGAUUCAGGACCUAGAACACGCCCAUGCUCACCUCCAACACACCAUCAGCAUCUAUCAGCAAAACCUGUCACAAGAAGAAGCUCACUGUUUCAAUAUAUUUCAGUCAAUCAAUGAGCCAAUCCAUAUAACCGAUGCCAAAGGUUUCGUUAUUUACAGGCGAGUCAUUUCAAUCCUUUUUGCCAACUGCAAGCAAUGUUGUUGUUGUUUUGAUAUAUAUUAAUGUUAACUGCAUGUGUAGGAACCCUGCUUGGGAGAGGCUGUAUGGUUAUAGUUUGGCCGAAACUCUAGGAAAACACCUGGUUGAGCUUACUAUAGGACCUAAGGAAGCCGCCAUAGCUAACACUUGCCUUGACCAAAUUUUCAAGGGGGCCUUCCAUGGUGGGGAGUUUGUUAUUACAAAUAAGAAAGGAGAAAAAUUUCUUUCUUUCAGUUCAUCUACCCCUCUUUGUGAUCAAAAUGGCAAUAUCAUCGGCAUGACAGGCAUAUCCGUCAUUCCAACCCCAUUUCCACAAAUAAGCCCCCAACCCAAAGCUGAUGUGCCUACAUAUAUGGCUACCUCCAAAACAGAUGUCCCCAGUAUGCUUCGAAAUGGAUUUUCAUGCCCAUGGAAUGGAAAUCCACCUUCUCGUUCUAUCUGGCAUUGGUUAUACCACAGUGAUCAAGAACACGAGUAUAUCCUAAAUACGAUGCCUGCAAAAUUAGAAAGUAAAUCAUGCUUCAACACCAAUACUUUAAGCCAAUGGUCUUCUUCAUUUGACAAAGUAUAUGAAAUCAAAUGGGAGGACUUGCUCAUUAGAGAAUGUAUUGGGAGAGGUUCGUAUGGUAGACUCUAUCAUGCAUUGUGGUGUGGAUCAGAUGUUGCUGUCAAGCUAUUUCAUAAGCAAGAAUACUACUCACAUGAUUUGAUCCUUUCUUUUAGGCAGGAGGUAUCUGUGAUGAAAAGGCUUCGGCAUCCAAAUAUUUUGCUCUUCAUGGGUGCAGUAAUUUCACCUCACCACGUAUGCAUCGUUACUGAGUUCCUUUGCCGUGGAAGUUUGUUCCAGUUACUUCACCGAAGGAGAGUCAGAUUUAAUAUGAAACAUCAUGUUCAUAUGUCCUUGGAUAUAGCACGAGGCAUGAAUUAUCUUCAUUGCUGUCUCCCGCCCAUCAUACAUUGUGACCUGAAGUCUUCAAAUCUUCGUGUGGAUAAGACUUGGACAGUGAAGAUUGGUGACUUUGGUUUGUGUCGUCCAAAGCAUGGAAGGAAGGAAGGGACAGGAUCGCCUCCGUGGAUGGCACCAGAGGUUCUUCGUAGUGAGGAAGCAGAUGAAAAGUCGGAUGUGUAUAGCUAUGGUGUGGUACUGUGGGAAAUGACCACGGAAAAGAUCCCUUGGGAUGGUCUUACCUCAAUUCAGGUUAUUGAGGCUGUAGGGUUCAUGAACCAAGGGCUCCAUAUUCCAAACGAUGUGGAUCCACAAUGGGCUUCUCUUAUUCGAAGAUGCUUGUGCAGUGAACCGGACUCCAGGCCAACAUUCCAAGAAAUAUUAGAUGACUUAAAGGAGUUGCAGAAAAAUAUCCCACUGCAACUUGAUAACAACAAUCACUAAAAGUGUUAGUUAGUUAGUUAGUGCAUACA
Helianthus annuus (common sunflower) is the source of this 2048-nucleotide messenger RNA. RefSeq names its product serine/threonine-protein kinase EDR1. Lineage: Eukaryota; Viridiplantae; Streptophyta; Magnoliopsida; Asterales; Asteraceae. Gene Ontology annotation, biological process: protein phosphorylation. Bases 565 to 2019 code for a protein of 484 amino acids. The transcript has 12 exons. Gene Ontology annotation, molecular function: protein kinase activity; ATP binding; protein binding. The record is from RefSeq and is a predicted model, not a curated record.